GGGCGAAACGCAAUCCCACACGUUGGGUGUGCGGUGUCAUAUAAAGCAAAAUACACUCUUCCCUCUCAUCCUCUCUAUAAUCAUCGAUCUCGAAGCGCGUUUUGGUUUUUAUAGGCCUCUCAAUCUCUGAAUCUGCGUUUAGAAAGCUAAGCAAGAGCAAUCAAAUCCAUGGCGGUAAGGUCAGUCAAAGUUGGAAAUCUCUCUUCAGGAGCUACAGAGCAUGACAUAAAAGAGUUUUUCUCUUUUUCUGGUGAAGUUGAAAGCAUCGACAUCCGAAGCAGUAAUGAGCAUAGUGCUUAUGUCACAUUCAAAGCUCCUCAAGGAGCAGAGACAGCUGUGCUCUUAUCAGGAGCGAGUAUUGCAGAUCAAUCAGUCGUCAUUGAAAUGGCUCCUAAUUACACUCCACCGGCUGCCCCUCAUGCGGAAACACAGGCCAGCAGUGGAGGCGGUGCAGAAUCUGUUGUCCAAAAGGCAGAAGAUGUUGUGAGCAGCAUGUUAGCAAGGGGUUUCAUUCUUGGGAAAGAUGCAGUUGGCAAAGCAAAAGCUUUUGAUGAGAAACUUGGUUUCACUUCAACCGCAACUGCAGGAGUUGCUUCACUAGACCAAAAAAUCGGUCUAAGCCAAAAACUAACAGCUGGAACAAGCUUGGUGAACGAAAAAAUCAAGGCGGUGGACCAAAACUUUCAGGUAUCAGAGAGGACCAAGUCUGUGUAUGCAGCUGCUGAACAGACUGUGAGCACCGCAGGAAGUGCUGUGAUGAAGAACCGUUACGUGUUAACUGGUGUGAGUUGGGCCGCAGGAGCAUUCAACAGAGUGGCUCAAGCAGCUGGAGAGGUUGGACAGAAAACAAAAGAGAAGGUUGAAGCUGAGCAACCGUCACAACCAUCACAGUCGCAGCAGCAACUGCCAGAAGGGUAUUCUCCGAUUUCGUCUGAAUUCCCAAAGAACUAAUAUCAUCCAGUUAAACUAUUUCGUUUGUUUCUUCCUUGUUGCUUUCUUUGAUAUGAAAGCUGGGAAUUUGGUUUUUAAUCUUUGGGAUGUAACAUAAAAGCAAUGCCUGGAUCUUUCUCUUAAUACUAUUAGACUUAUAGUUGGUUAUUUU
Molecule: messenger RNA, 1102 nt
Organism: Camelina sativa (false flax)
Lineage: Eukaryota; Viridiplantae; Streptophyta; Magnoliopsida; Brassicales; Brassicaceae
Product: binding partner of ACD11 1
Molecular function (GO): RNA binding
Source: RefSeq, a predicted model, not a curated record